This is a messenger RNA of Alternaria incomplexa, 354 nucleotides long. RefSeq lists its product as uncharacterized. NCBI's taxonomy places the organism in Eukaryota, Fungi, Ascomycota, Dothideomycetes, Pleosporales, Pleosporaceae. The transcript has a single exon. The record is from RefSeq and is a predicted model, not a curated record. The annotation marks the transcript as partial.
GACUCUUUCGACCAUCUCAGUCUCAAAAUGGGUUCCGAAAAGAUAGACGAGAAGCGCUCAGAACAUUCCCCUGACACGCGCAUUGAUAACAUCAACUAUGAAAAUCCUUCCUCAUCAUCACAAGAUGCGAUCGAACAACAAAAGGCAGCAUCACAACCUUCCGGCGUCCUAGGUAUCUUCUCCAAGCUCGGUAACCUGCCAGAAUGGCACGUUCCCGGCGCUGGUCUCCUCCAAGGGAAAGCGUUAAACACCGCCAUAGCAUGGUGCUCUUGUCUGGCAUUCCUCAUGUUCGGUUAUGACCAGGGAGUUUUGUCCGGCGUCCUCACUCUCGAUGGCAAGUACUCUGACAUAUGA